Messenger RNA from Schizophyllum commune H4-8, 4042 nucleotides. RefSeq lists its product as uncharacterized. Lineage: Eukaryota; Fungi; Basidiomycota; Agaricomycetes; Agaricales; Schizophyllaceae. The transcript is spliced from 4 exons. The coding region runs from base 679 to 1320 and encodes 213 amino acids. The record is from RefSeq and is a predicted model, not a curated record.
UUGGCCCAACCUGUUGAGCUACUUGACUGCGGUUCAAUUCAGACGAUAAAGCGACGAAAAGUAGUCAUACUAGCGUGUGAGGGUCCAAGGACUCGCUCCCGCGUUCGUUUGCAAUGAGGGAGCGCACCAAGGGGGCCCUUCCUUCCCCUGCUCCUACGCCUCUUUCCGUCCACGUAUACGUCUCUUCAAGCGACUCCCGCGACUUCUCUCACCAUAUCCAUGUCUUCAACGACACGCAGUCGUCGUUGAGAUCGUUACAUCACCUCCGUCCAUCGGCUCUUGCGCAGCGAACCUUGGCCGAUAGUAGUGCUUCAUUACCGUAGCCCGUGGGUCCGCAUAGCUUGGUUGAUGAUGCGCCGAUGCGCCAUGGUCGAGUUGCGCUGAUACAUCGUGAAUGAUGUUGCGCCGUUGAAUCGCGCCGAUGCAUCGUGGAUGACAACGCGAAUACACGCUGUUCAACGCGCCGUAUGUUGCCUGCUGUUCAAUGCGCCGUAGUGCAUAUUGUUCAACGCGUCCAACGCGCCAUUUGUUGCCUGCCGCGUCGCCUCGUGCCUUCCCCUCUUGCCGUUCCAUCUUGUCGUCGCCUCUCGCCGUCCCCCCAUUCAUCCACCCAUCCCUAGGUGCCCGCGUACUCCACAAUCGCGCGAGCGUCUCCCCGGAAAUGUUACGUCGAAUCCCAUGCCCGCCGCGCCCCUUCCUUCUCUCCACCCGCGCAUUGCCCGCGCGCCUUCUUCAACGCUCCUCACAGCCCGUACAUCGCCCGCGCCGCCACGACUUCACCACGGCCGCCACGAGUUCGCCCUCGCCACCGACAAACUUGCGUACCCACAACAGACUUCACCCGCGGCUCGUCAGGUGUAUCCAGCCCCAGCCGUGCGAUGCGUAUCCAGCCCCAGCCGUGCGAUGCGUAACCAGCCCAGCCGUGGGAGGCGUACCCAGCCUCAGCCGUACGAGAGGCCGCAGCCUUCCCCGGCCAUGCGAGUCGUAGCCUCUACCAGCCCUGCGGUUUCCACUACCCGCCGCCUCUCGCGCAAAGCCGCCGCGUCAUGCGCGUCGUGCCCAUUGCCCGUUGCCCAUUGCCCAUCGCCCUUCGGAGCGAGAUGCCCCAUCGCCGCUCCGAGCAAGACGCACCACUGCCGCUCGAGGCGAGACGCACCACUGCCGCUCCCCGGCCAUGCUGUGCCCCGACUAUGGCUGUAUGGACUGCACCGUCUCCGGCUGUACGGACUGCGCCGUCUCCAGCAUAUGAACCGCCCCAUCGCCCGCGACUCGAGCUGUACCUCGCUGUCACUCAACGAGGUGUACCCCGCCGAUGCUUGACGAGGUGUAUCCCGCCGUCGCUCGACGAGGUGCAAAUCGCUGCUCGCUCGACGAGGCGCUCCUCCGCUCGCUUAACGAGGCGCCCCACCACCCGUUGGACAAACUGGCCCACCGCCCGUUGCACGAACAGGUCCACCGCCCGCCGUACGAGCUCUUGAGCACCGCGUCGCAGCUCUCGAUAAACUCGCUCGUAUCAGGAACCACCAUGUUCUGCAUCACGAGCCGCCGUGUCCCGUAUUCAUGAACAAGGAGUUCCGUAUUCAUGAACAGAGACUCAAGGGAUCCACUCUGGCAUGGUCCUGCGCCUUCGUGGACACAGCCCGGUUUCGCUUGCCAUCGAAGACCAACGUCGCUCGCCGUCAGCGACCUGCGUUUCUCUGGAGCGCCCCUAGGUCUUCGGAGCACGCCGAUGGUGGUGCUUCCCGCACUCCUAUCGUACCGGCGUAAGCUAUUGCAAGGAUAUUGUUUUUGAAAGGUGGAAGAGGAGGAAAGUUGGAAGAGGGGAGAGAUGGUAUGACAGGUUGGGGGCAAGACUGUCGACAACAAUGUGGAUGAGAGCGCCAUGAGCGCGGGUCGUUGUCAAAGCACAGUCCUUGAGCACCGUGUUUAUGCAUGAAAACUUCGUAUCAUUGCAGUCUUAUGGUGGCCCUGUAGAAUCCCUCCGCACGUCCAUCCGCGAUCGGUGCUGGCGACGACUAGCUGCGAACAUGUUUGUGGAAGUCGCCAGUAAAGAGAUUGAGCCAAAAUUGCGGGCGUUUCGAUGGAUGUCGAGUUGCGCCGGCCUGACGUUCCGUGGGAUGAAGGUGCGUUGCAGACGAGGAGCAGAGCGAACGAGGGGCGAGUAACAUGCGGCGUCGGAGCAUCGGCCCGCUUCCUCGGGGUCCGCGGCCCGCGCGACCCUACGCCUGGCUUGCUCCCUCGCUCCAAGGUAGCUACGGACGCUCAUGUGAAUUCUAUGCUCUCGCCCUUUUCAUUUUCGCUCUCGCCGCUUUUGUCCGCCGUUCUAUCUCGAGCCCAUUCUGCAACGCACUACGCUUGCUACGGCUACUCGGGACUGCAAGCGCAUCAUGCAGGACGAGGGGAGGGGACCUGUGAAAGGUGGGCCGGUCAUUCAGAGGCGCCCGGAGAGAGGCGUAAUCCGCACGAAGGGAAGGCUGGAUGCAAGAUCAGUGUCGAUUCGCGCAUUGCAGGGAGAGACGUCGGGCUCCCCGCCCCGCAAGCACUCGUCACGCAAUCCUUUCCGUCCCCCCAACCUCGCUCAUCCUUCCCUACCAUAGUCGCGCUUCCCUCCAACGCCGCCUUCGUCCCUCCCUUCCCCUUUCCCAUCCUCCUCUGUCUCGUCCUCUUCUUCCCCGUUCUCCCCUGCCCUCCCUUCUCCCCUCACCCGCUUCGCCUCUUUCACUUCCCUUCCCGCCCUCCCCUCCCUUCUCUCCCUUCCCAGCUGAAUCUCCUUCUCCUCCUUCUCUGGCUCCGCUCCUCCACCCCCUACUCCACCUCUUACCCCGCUCCCAUCCCCGGUCAGUGGCGCGCGACGGACUGGCGGGAUAUGCGUAGUCUGAUCUUCCAGGAAGUCGACGAAAUCCUAGCUUGAUCUUGCAGGAGGUCGACGGGAUAUGCGGGAUGCGAUCUUCCAGGAGGUUGUCGGGCUCAAGCUUGGGCGUGGGCGGAAGCGGUGGGGCGGUGGGGCGGUGCGUACCGCGGUCAGCGAGGACGGCGGCCAGCGGGAAUGGGCGGAGCGCUGCGCGACAGCGAGGCCGGGUGGAGCGCAGACAUAGGAUAUGCAAUGGGAAGGGCGCAAUCGCGGGGACGCGCUCAGCCGUCGGUGGGGAGGUGGGGCGGGCGGCGCGCUGGGGAAGGCACGGGCCCGUCAAAGGGGAGGUAGUGAAGGCGGACGGUGCGGGGAAGGCGCGGACGGUGCGAGAUGUAGCGGGGACGCGGGUGACCUCGAAGGAGACGAUGGGCGUAAUCGGACAGGCAGGCGCACGUGCGCAUUUGGUCAGGCGGAGGAUGGGCGUAGGGUGGAGACAGGCAAACCCGGAAUUCCCCUCGUCGCUGGCAGGUGAGGUGGAGGUCCCCGCCCCACUGCCCUCAGCGUCGCCCGCGCCACUGGUUUCCUCGACUCUUCACUUCAUCUCUUCCCUCUUCCCAUUGCUUCCGCUUCGACCCUGCAUUUCUACCCCUCCUUUCUUCCUGUACCGCUUCUCUGGUUUCUUCGGCCCUCGCCCUCCCUCCUCUACUGGUCCAUCCCUCCUACCUCCUCCCAGCGUCGGAUGGCUGUGGGGAUAUAGCGUCUGUCGGGAGUGAUGCGCGCUGUCCUGUCCUCGUUCUCUCGCACCACGGGGGGAGGGUGCCAUCGGGAAUGAAGCACGCGGUCGUGAGCGGUGGGCGUGGUCGUGAGUGGUGGGCGUGGUCGUGAGUGGUGAGCGUGGUCGUGAGUGGUGGGCGCGGACGCGAGGGAUAUGUUCAGGGGGACGGGAAGAGGAAAAUACCUCGGCCGACGUGCGGGGAGGGCUACGGGGUGGCGUCGGGCGGCGCAGCGUGUGCGAGGAUGGCAGCGCAGAGUAUGCGAGGACGGAGGAGGGGUGUAUGGGGAGCAGGAUGCCUUGAAGCCCGACGGCGGCGAGGAAGCUGGGGAAGAGUGUAUAGGAGGGAAUGGGGGUAUUAGGAAGGAGAGAUGACGUCGGGCGGAGUGUCGGGCUUAUGGUGCGACAGAUCAUGAGCG